Molecule: messenger RNA, 588 nt
Organism: Vigna angularis (adzuki bean)
Lineage: Eukaryota; Viridiplantae; Streptophyta; Magnoliopsida; Fabales; Fabaceae
Exons: 2
Coding region: 57-392 (111 amino acids)
Biological process (GO): DNA-templated DNA replication; DNA synthesis involved in DNA repair
Cellular component (GO): delta DNA polymerase complex
Molecular function (GO): DNA-directed DNA polymerase activity
Source: RefSeq, a predicted model, not a curated record
AAUACAGACAUUUUCAAAAUUCAAAUUUGAAAAGAGCUCUAGAGAGAGAAGAGAGAAUGGCGUCGACUGGAAACAUGAAGGGUUUUUACCGACAGAGGAAAACCACCGCUACGAAGAAAUCUUCCAAAAAAUCUCCGAUCCCCACCGUGAUCCAAACGCCGGCUACCUCCUCCGGCGGUAGAAAACUGGACCUCCAAUCUGAAUGCAAUGAGAGCGAGGUGGUGUUGCGGCAAUUCGAUUUGAACAUGGCUUAUGGGCCCUGCCUCGGGAUAGCGCGGCUUGCACGGUGGGAGCGUGCUCAGAGACUCGGUUUGAACCCUCCCCAGGAAAUCGAGAGUCUCCUGAAGAGUGGGAAAGUUCAGAUGGAGUCAUUGUGGGGUGGUCGCAUUUAGGUUCCCUUUUCUGUAGAAAGAAAAAAAAUAAAAUGAAAUCCAAUAGCGGAUUUGUGUAUUUAGGUUUUGCUCCGGAAAAUCAGCUUCUGGCUGUGUUCCUUGUUAUGUGACUCUAAACUAAACAUUACGACUGCGAAAUGUUGAUGUUUUCUUGCUUCCUGUUGUCAUCUAUGAAAUCAUGUCUUUUUCUCUGUUA